This is a messenger RNA of Rhineura floridana, 1983 nucleotides long. RefSeq names its product cyclin C (gene CCNC). The record is from RefSeq and is a predicted model, not a curated record. The coding region runs from base 220 to 1104 and encodes 294 amino acids. The transcript is spliced from 12 exons. NCBI's taxonomy places the organism in Eukaryota, Metazoa, Chordata, Lepidosauria, Squamata, Rhineuridae. Gene Ontology annotation, molecular function: cyclin-dependent protein serine/threonine kinase regulator activity. Gene Ontology annotation, biological process: positive regulation of transcription by RNA polymerase II. Gene Ontology annotation, cellular component: nucleus; mediator complex.
CAUCCGUAAGUUACCGGCCGAUAGAGGGAGAGCGCACAGGACUGGAGCCGAGGUUGGCGCUUCUAUGAGAGCAGCCGUUUUUACAGAGUCCUUCCUGGUGCUGUUCCUGUUCCUGUAAAGGGGGGAGAAGUAAGAGAAGGCUGCACCGGGCACCGGGGUUUGUACUCUUUGCCUGGGCAAGCAGAAAAGAAAAAACUUCCCUUCCCCCGACUCCACUACAUGGCAGGGAACUUCUGGCAAAGCUCGCAUUACUUGCAAUGGAUUUUGGAUAAACAAGAUCUGUUGAAGGAACGCCAAAAGGACUUAAAAUUUUUGACAGAAGAAGAAUAUUGGAAGCUGCAGAUAUUUUUUACAAAUGUUAUCCAGGCUUUAGGAGAACAUCUGAAGUUGAGACAACAAGUUAUUGCCACUGCUACUGUCUACUUCAAAAGGUUCUAUGCCAGAUACUCCCUAAAAAGUAUUGAUCCAGUACUAAUGGCUCCCACAUGUGUGUUUUUGGCAUCCAAAGUAGAGGAAUUUGGUGUGGUUUCAAAUACAAGGUUGAUAUCUGCUGCUACUUCUGUAUUGAAAACUAGGUUUUCGUAUGCCUUUCCGAAGGAAUUUCCUUAUAGGAUGAACCAUAUACUAGAAUGUGAAUUCUAUCUCUUAGAAUUAAUGGAUUGCUGUUUGAUCGUAUAUCAUCCUUAUCGACCUCUACUCCAGUAUGUGCAAGAUAUGGGCCAAGAAGAUAUGCUGCUGCCUCUUGCUUGGAGGAUAGUGAAUGACACAUAUAGAACUGAUCUUUGUCUGCUGUACCCUCCUUUCAUGAUAGCUCUAGCUUGCCUACAUGUAGCUUGUGUUGUCCAGCAAAAGGAUGCUAGACAGUGGUUUGCUGAGCUCUCUGUUGAUAUGGAGAAGAUUUUAGAAAUAAUCAGGGUUAUCUUGAAACUGUAUGAACAAUGGAAAAACUUUGAUGAAAGGAAAGAAAUGGCUACUAUUCUAAGUAAGAUGCCUAAACCCAAACCACCUCCAAACAGAAAGAACUUGAAGAAUGUUUCUGUCAAGCAUAUUGAAAACUUUUCCAUAAAUACACACCCAUUUGAAUUGUGGCACAAACACAUUUAGCACCACUUCUCAUUCUCCAAACAAGUCAGAAGCCUGGAUAAAGCUAGAAAAAACAUGAUUACCUUCAGUAUGGACAUAUUCAACACUUUUGUUGUUAAAAAAUGGUGAAGAGUUAAAGAAACUGUGUUAACAUGAAGCUGGGUGAGUAACUGGAUCUUGUCCCAAUUCUAGUUUGACCACAAGAGGUGGCUUGAAAUGUUGGAUUUGAAAUCCUGAUUUACCAGGUAUAUAUUCUAAAUGCUAGUAAAUGUCAUACAAGGAAAAUGCACUUCUUUAGUAAAUUCCUGAAAGAAAAAAAAACUCCUUAAACAAAGAGUGAUAGUUUUGCAUUCCUCAUCUGAAAUUUAAGGAGAUGCUCUUAGUCAGUACCUAUAGGUUGUAAGUAGAAAUUGAAAUCCAGUAUAUCCCAAAAAGUGCAAUAUGUAUAAUGCAAAUUGUGGCUGUUGUAGGGAGGAGUAUUUCACCCUUUACAAAUGCUGAACUAUUAAGUCUUUGUACAAACUGCAAGUCAAAUUUCUCAGUUUGAUCAGGUUGAAGAAUCUAAUCUAUUUGAGGUUGUAAUAAUGGAUGUGUGUUGUGCUAGCCUGCCUUCAUUGUUACAAAUCAUUCAUAGUAACAGGCCUUUGAGACAGCAGCAGGUACUCAGAUGAGAAUAAAUCUGACUCCAUACUAAAAUAUUUAUUACUGUAAAAAUUUAACUAGAGAGGCUUAAUUUUUUUAACCAGAGAGCCAUGUCCUGUGCUUUUUACUCAGGCAGAUCUCCCACUGUAAAUGGGACUUGGUUCAAAGCCCUUAGAUUUUAAUGAACAGUGUGCACAUUUCGUAAUGAAAUUAAUGUGUGUUAUCCUAAAACAAAGUUGAAUAAAAAUAACUACUGGA